UAUUUAGGAAAUCUCCUCUAAACCCCUUGUAUAAAUAAGCAUAGUGAUAGAUUUAGCUCUUUUCUUUUUCUUAAUUUGUUCAUCCAAAAUAUGAAAAGUUUUCAGCCAAAUUCAAAAUCCCACCAUCCAUCAAGGCUUGUAAAUCUCAUGAUAAUCUCCUGUUUUCUGUUUCUACUCUAUCUCCUGUUCUCAUUUCUCUUUUUCCCAAACUCAAAAAACCUGAAUUUAUCAGGUUCUCUACAGGAUUUAUCCUCCACAACAUCCCUUGAACAUAUUGUAUUUGGGAUUGCCUCUAAUGAAAGAUCAUGGUCCAAAAGGAAAGAAUAUGUCAGGCUAUGGUGGAGACCUCAGAUAAUGAAGGGAUGUGUUUUUCUGGAAGAAAAGCCACCAAAUUCUACAUCUUCUGAAAAUGAUCAAAUUUCUCUGCCUCCAAUAUGCAUUUCUGGUGACACUUCCAGAUUCAGAUACACCUUCAGGAAUGGUCGAAGGUCAGCGAUUCGCGUAGCUCGAGUGGUAUCAGAAACCGUGGCACUGAACCACUCUGAUGUUAGAUGGUUUGUUUUUGGAGAUGAUGAUACGGUUUUCUUUCCUGAAAAUUUGGUCAAGACCCUGUCGAAAUAUGAUCAUGGCUUAUGGUAUUACAUCGGGACAAAUUCAGAAAAUUAUCAGCAGAAUAAGGGUUUCUCUUUUGAUAUGGCUUUUGGAGGAGCUGGUUUUGCUAUAAGUUAUCCCCUGGCUAAAGUCUUGGCGAAACAUUUAGAUUCUUGCAUCGAUCGAUACCCUCAUCUGUAUGGCAGUGAUGGCAGAAUUCAUGCCUGUUUGACAGAACUUGGAGUUACAUUAACUCAUGAGCCUGGAUUUCAUCAGAUGGAUGUUCGAGGUAAUAUUUUUGGGUUAUUGGCCGCGCACCCGACUAGGCCGUUGGUGUCUCUCCACCAUCUGGAUGCAGUAAAGCCAAUUUUUCCAAAAAUGACAGCAAUGGAAGCUCUGAAACAUUUGCUGGAAGCCACAAAAGUUGAUUCCCAGAGGACUUUGCAGCAAACAGUUUGCUAUGAUAGAUGGUUUUCUUGGACACUUUCUGUUUCUUGGGGAUAUGCUGUUCAAUUGGUGGGGUUCAACGAAUUUCUGCCGGAUGCUGUGCGCAUGCAAGAGACUUAUGUACCCUGGAAAAGGGGUCCUCUGUAUGUUAACCAUAAUCUGAAUACAGCAAAAUAUCAGCCUGAUCCAUGCAAGAGGCCAGUUGUUUUCUUUUUUGACAGGGUUUCCUCUAGCAGAGAUGGAAUAGCAUCCAUUUACAAGAAAACGGAAAAUAAUUGUACUUUUGACAAAAUACAAGAAGUCAGAGUGUUUUCGAAGAAGUUAGACCUUGACAUUAAACAGUUGCAGGCACCAAGAAGACAAUGUUGUGACGUCUUGCCAUCUUCAGCUGAUAGGGUAAUGGAAAUCAAUAUUAGAGAAUGUGGAGCGGAAGAACUAAUUUAUAUGCAUGCUUAGUCCUAUUCUUUGGCUCUCUACCCUAGAGUUAGUGAUGCACAAUCUGUGAGCUAAGUGGGGCUGUGGUUAGGAGUGUAAACGAGUCUAAUCAAAUUGAACAACCUAGUACUAAGAUUGUUUGAUUAUUUUAAUGAGUUUAAGAUUUUAUUUAAGUUUGAUUUAUUUAAUUGUUGAAUUAAACAAGUUUUUAUCGAGUCGAACUCGAGUUGAGCUCGAGUGAUUUGAAAUUUUUACAUAUAAAAUUUAAUUUUAUAUUAAUCGAAUCGAGUUUGAGCUCAAAGUUUAUAAAAUAUAAAACGUUGUUCAAAUUUGAAUUAAUUAGUUGGCGAGGUAAACUUGAAUGAACACUUACCUUACCUAAUUGAGUUCGAUUCGAGUUUUGGAUUCAUCAAGGGAGCUUAGCGUGUGGAUUUAGGCUUACCACUUGAUUUAUCCUGUGGAUAUUUGGGUCUAGAAGAUUGAGCCCAUGAGUUAAACACUAGGCCCAUGUUAAUUUGGAAAAUGGACACAAUCAAUCAAGUCCAGAAGCCCAUAUGUCAAUUUGGGGUACUUCAACACUUGCCUCCAGGCUCUUGCUGGUGGGAUUGUAGUUUAUGUUUUACAAGUCGAGCCCAGGAAAAUUGCCCCUAACAGGUCCUUGUAGGAGAACAGGGAAGAAGGCUGAACAUUCAAGAGAUAGGAGAUGGAGGCCUUUCAAAACUUCUUCUAGGAUUCAUAUAAAACUCAAUUUUUUUUUUUGACCAUCUUUGUUCCAUUUAAAGUGUUAUACAUUCGUUUUGAAAUAUUUUAAAAUAUUUAUCAUGUUGAAAAAAAUCAA
Messenger RNA from Coffea arabica (coffee), 2311 nucleotides. RefSeq lists its product as uncharacterized. The record is from RefSeq and is a predicted model, not a curated record. NCBI's taxonomy places the organism in Eukaryota, Viridiplantae, Streptophyta, Magnoliopsida, Gentianales, Rubiaceae.